Nicotiana tabacum (common tobacco) is the source of this 981-nucleotide messenger RNA. The record is from RefSeq and is a predicted model, not a curated record. Lineage: Eukaryota; Viridiplantae; Streptophyta; Magnoliopsida; Solanales; Solanaceae.
AUGGCGGAUGAGUGUCGACUCACCAUCGUGGUGCGAUUUCUGAAACCUAGGGCCCAAAUUGAGAAAAUACGAUCCACAUUCAGAGAGAUAUUUCCAGUCAAAGGCAGUGCCAAAAUUGGAGUGUAUGACAAUUACAACGUCUUUCUGGACUUCACAAAUGAGAAUGAUUUCAACUCGGUGUGGUAUAAAAGAAUGGUAGAAAUCGAUGGUCUUCAAAUGUGGCUGCAAAAGUGGACGCCGGACUUCAGACCGGACGAGGACAUUCCUAUAGUGCCGGUAUGGGUAUUACUGCCUAGAUUACCUUUUAAUAUGCACACAUGGCACUACGCUAAACAAAUCUGUAGUGAGAUCGGAACUCCCUUAGCUAUAGAUGUUGCAACAGCUGGUAAAACGAGACCGAGCAUGGCUAAAGUUAGAGUGGAAAUUGAUCUUCUAAAACCUCUGGUGCAUAGUGUAUUUAUUGGAUCGGAGGAUGAAAAUGUUCCUUUGAAAGGAUUUACUCAAAAAAUCGAGUAUGAAAAUAUUCCUAAAUAUUGUAGACAAUGCAAAAAACUUGGGCAUAACUUACUCAAUUGCAGAGUUAUGGAAAAGAAAAGGGCUGCAGAAACCGAUAAAAACAAUAAAGAAGAUGAUCAGAAGCAUAGUGAAGAGGGAACUAGAGUAUCACAAAAGGAGAAGGAGGAGGAGAAAGGGGAAAAAAGAAAGAAGGAGCCACCACCUAAUGUGAGUGAUAAGGAGAAGGAUGUUCGACAGCAAAACAGUCUCAACAAGCCUCAACAUAGGAGGUUGAAUUGCGAGGAAGCUAUAGGAGGGUCAGACCAUAGUACCUCUAACAAGCCUCAACAUAGAUCGGAGAUUGAACAAGACAACAAGAUUGCUUUAGCCAUAGAUGAUAAUCAAGCUACUAUAACAAGCAGAUUUAGAAAGAAGAAGAAGAAAAGAAAGCAGGAAAAAAAAUGCCAAAGACGAAGAGUAAGGUGA